This is a messenger RNA of Notechis scutatus (mainland tiger snake), 2677 nucleotides long. It is a transcript of the gene ERCC3, whose product is annotated as ERCC excision repair 3, TFIIH core complex helicase subunit. The record is from RefSeq and is a predicted model, not a curated record. Gene Ontology annotation, cellular component: transcription factor TFIIH holo complex; nucleotide-excision repair factor 3 complex; transcription preinitiation complex. Gene Ontology annotation, biological process: nucleotide-excision repair; transcription initiation at RNA polymerase II promoter. NCBI's taxonomy places the organism in Eukaryota, Metazoa, Chordata, Lepidosauria, Squamata, Elapidae. Gene Ontology annotation, molecular function: hydrolase activity; DNA binding; ATP binding.
GAAGCGGUGGGGCUAACGGGAGACGCUCACGGGCGGGGGGGCUGCGUCGCCUGGAGCUCCUCAGAGAUGGGCAAGAAGGAGCGAGAUAAGAAGAAAUCGAAAAAACGCCACUAUGAGGAAGAAGAGGAAGAAGAAUAUGACCUUACAGGCAAAGAGUCCCAAGAAGCAGUUCCGUCAGCUGCAGGGAAGCAAGUGGAAGAUUCUGGGACCAAAGUUGAUGAAUAUGGUGCAAAAGACUACAGGAACCAGAUGCCACUCAAAGCUGAUCAUUCCUCACGACCAUUGUGGGUGGCUCCUGAUGGCCAUGUCUUCUUAGAAGCCUUUUCACCUGUCUACAAGUAUGCCCAGGAUUUUCUUGUGGCUAUUGCUGAGCCAGUUUGUCGACCUACUCACGUCCAUGAAUAUAAACUGACUGCUUAUUCCCUGUAUGCUGCUGUCAGUGUGGGUUUGCAAACCAGCGAUAUCACUGAAUAUCUACAAAAGCUGAGUAAAACUGGUGUGCCCGAUGGAAUCAUUCAGUUUAUUAAGCUAUGUACUGUUAGUUAUGGAAAGGUGAAGCUGGUCCUGAAGCAUAACAGGUAUUUUGUAGAAAGCACCCACCCUGAAGUCAUUCAGCAACUUCUUCAGGACCAAGUUAUUAGGGAGUGUCGCCUGAGAAAUGCAGAGGGGGAAGAAACUGAACUCAUAACAGAAACAUUCAAGAGCAAAUCUGCAAUUUCAAAGUCUGGUGAAAAUAGCGGGCCAUCAACUUCUCAAGGGGCAGACGGUCAGAAUAAACCAGAUGUUCCUGCUGACUUAUUUGAAUUUUAUGAACAAAUGGAUAAAGAUGAAGAAGAGGAAGAGGAAACUCAAACUGUAUCUUUUGAAGUGAAGCAGGAAAUGAUUGAAGAGCUUCAGAAGCGUUGCAUUCAUCUGGAGUACCCUCUGCUUGCUGAAUAUGAUUUUAGAAAUGAUUCUGUGAAUCCAGAUAUUAACAUAGACUUGAAACCCACAGCUGUUCUCCGACCAUACCAGGAGAAGAGUUUGAGGAAAAUGUUUGGGAAUGGUCGUGCUAGAUCUGGGGUUAUUGUCUUGCCUUGUGGUGCUGGCAAGUCGCUUGUAGGUGUAACAGCAGCUUGCACUGUCCGUAAGCGGUGCCUUGUACUGGGUAAUUCCGCUGUCUCAGUGGAGCAGUGGAAAGCCCAGUUCAAGAUGUGGUCUACCAUUGACGAUAGCCAAAUCUGCCGAUUUACUUCUGAUGCCAAAGACAAGCCAAUUGGCUGUUCUAUAGCUAUCAGCACCUAUUCCAUGUUGGGGCACACAACGAAGAGGUCAUGGGAAGCAGAGAGGGUGAUGGAAUGGUUGAAGAGCCAAGAAUGGGGUCUGAUGAUCCUUGAUGAAGUGCAUACCAUACCUGCAAAAAUGUUCAGGCGUGUGCUCACUAUUGUUCAGGCCCAUUGCAAGCUUGGAUUAACAGCCACUCUUGUCCGAGAAGAUGACAAAAUUGUAGACCUGAAUUUCCUGAUUGGGCCUAAACUCUAUGAAGCCAAUUGGAUGGAAUUGCAAAAUAGUGGUUAUAUUGCUAAAGUCCAGUGUGCUGAGGUUUGGUGUCCAAUGUCUCCUGAAUUCUACAGAGAAUAUGUAGCUAUUAAAACAAAGAAGCGGAUAUUGCUCUAUACCAUGAACCCAAACAAAUUUAGGGCUUGCCAGUUCCUGAUUAAAUGCCAUGAACGAAGGAAUGAUAAGAUCAUAGUCUUUGCUGACAAUGUGUUUGCUUUGAAGGAGUAUGCUGUUAGAUUGGGCAAACCUUACAUUUAUGGGCCUACAGCACAGGGGGAGAGAAUGCAAAUACUGCAGAAUUUCAAACACAAUCCCAAAAUCAAUACCAUCUUUAUCUCCAAGGUUGGUGAUACAUCUUUUGAUCUGCCAGAAGCCAAUGUUCUCAUUCAGAUUUCAUCUCAUGGGGGCUCUCGAAGACAGGAGGCUCAGAGGCUAGGGCGAGUCUUAAGAGCCAAAAAAGGAAUGAUUGCAGAGGAAUACAAUGCCUUUUUUUAUUCUUUGGUCUCUCAGGACACUCAAGAAAUGGCAUACUCUACGAAGCGUCAAAGGUUUCUAGUAGAUCAGGGUUACAGCUUUAAGGUAAUUACUAAACUUGCAGGUAUGGAAGAGGAAGAACUUAUGUUUUCAUCCAAAGAAGAGCAGCAGCAGCUCCUCCAAAAAGUUUUACAAGCUUCUGACCUGGAUGCUGAGGAAGAGGUGGUUGCAGGAGAAUAUGGCUCAAAGUCAUCUCAGAUAUCCCGACAUUAUGGCACAAUGAGUUCCAUGUCUGGAGCAGAUGAUACAGUUUACAUGGAAUAUCAAACCUCACGAAGCAAGGCAUCUUCAAAUAAACAUAUUCACCCACUUUUUAAACGCUUUAGGAAAUAAGGAAAAUGCAUUAUAUCGCUUACUAGAAAAAGAAAUGUUAAAAUUGCAUAUUAUUUCAUAAUUAAGGAAAUGGAAUAAGCAAUUUGCUCACAACUAAAGAUAAUCAUUUCAGUAUUCUAUAUUCUGGGAAUACUAUUAACUUUAUUUUUAUUUAAUAGUUUCAGAGAUUCUUAAGAAUAUUUGUGAAUGUGUUUUAUAUUUAUAUUUGUAGUAAGAAGAUCAUAAAAGUAUGCAAAUACCUGAAAGCACUGAAUAAAAAUACUCUAUAUUA